AUGACACAGCAGCAAAGACGCCGCUGCUUGCUAUAUAACAGCCGACUCAACAUCCAGUCACCACACGACUUCACACCCUGUAGAAGUUUCAGUGUCACUUGGUUUACUAACAUCGUCAUCAUGAAGCUGUUGAUGCUGCUGGCGCUCGCCACCGCCAUGGUGGCCGUUCAGGCUUCCAGGGAGAGGGGUGAAUGCCAUGAACUGAUGCACGAUGUGAUGCACAAGGAAAACAUGACGGAAAUCAUAGGAACCUGUAUGGAGGAAAAUGGAAUCGUCCCUGACCUGGGAGGCCAUGGACAUGGUCGAGGACCCGGUGGCCGCAGAGGAGGUCGCACAGGAGGGCGCAGAGGAAAGAGAAGUCGUCAUAUGAUGCGCUUCAUUUCAAGUCUUCCUGAAGGAAAUCAAACAGCCCUGGCCGAGUGCAUCUUCGAAAAGGAAGGUCUUCUCACAGACGAAGGUUUGUUCGAUGCGACGACGUUCAAAGACGACUUGAUCGCCAAGUUGGAAGCAGCAGACCAAACUACAGAAGCAGAAGCUAUGCUGGCUGCCAUUGAGGACGGAGACUGUGUGCUCGAAGAGGGCGAACCUAGCUUGAUGGUGCUCUUCGAGUUCAUAAAAUGUAUCAAGGACGCGUGUGAAGGCGAAGGUGAAGAAGUAUAACAAAAGACACGGAAAGAGGAAAGCAACACACCGAAAAUCCUUUGGACUUGUUAUCGAAUCUUUUUUUUCGCUCCUUUCAAACUGAUAAAUGAUCUUGUAAAUGCUGAUUCGAUUCAGAAUGUUUCAAAUCUAAAACCUAAUCACAAAUCCACCUUUAUUUUGCACAUCUCUUUCUAAUAAACCCUUAGAAUUCA
This is a messenger RNA of Penaeus vannamei (Pacific white shrimp), 854 nucleotides long. The record is from RefSeq and is a predicted model, not a curated record. Lineage: Eukaryota; Metazoa; Arthropoda; Malacostraca; Decapoda; Penaeidae.